Molecule: messenger RNA, 1599 nt
Organism: Magnusiomyces paraingens
Lineage: Eukaryota; Fungi; Ascomycota; Dipodascomycetes; Dipodascales; Dipodascaceae
Exons: 1
Coding region: 1-1599 (532 amino acids)
Biological process (GO): phospholipid biosynthetic process; inositol biosynthetic process
Cellular component (GO): cytoplasm
Molecular function (GO): inositol-3-phosphate synthase activity
Source: RefSeq, a predicted model, not a curated record
AUGGCCCCUACUACUAUUUCUGAAACUUCUGUCCCCGCCGCUCCUGCUACUGGCAAGUCCGGUUACACCUCUGUCGAAGUCCUUUCUGACAAGACCAAGGUUGAAAAUGGUUUCCUCUACUCUUCUUACGCCUACCAGAACUCUGUUGUCGAGCAGGUUGAUGGAAAGUACAAGGUUACCCCUACCGAGGUUGACUACGAAUUCAAGCUUGAUCUCAGUGUUCCUAAGACUGGUCUCCUUCUUGUUGGUCUUGGCGGUAACAAUGGCUCUACUUUGAGUGCUGCUGUUGUUGCCAACAAGUACAAUAUUUCUUUUGAGACCAAGAAUGGUACUAUUGAGCCCAACUACUAUGGUUCCGUCACUCAGGCUGCUACCAUCAAGCUUGGUGUUGAUGCCAAGGGCAAGGACGUUUACGCCCCCUUUAAUGAGGUUUUGCCCUUCCUUCACCCUAAUGAUUUUGUCAUUGGUGGUUGGGACAUCAACAGUGCUAACCUUGCUGAGGCUAUGUCUCGCGCUAAGGUUCUUGAUUACGACCUUCAGCGCAAGGUUGGCAAGUAUCUUUCUGCUGUCAAGCCUCUUCCUUCUGUCUACUACCCUGAUUUCAUUGCUGCUAACCAGGGUGAGCGUGCUAACAAUGUUAUCCCUGGCUCUGACAAGUGGGAGCACGUUGAGCACAUUAGACGUGACAUUCGUGAAUUUAAGGAGAACAAUGGCCUUGAUAAGGUUAUUGUCCUUUGGACUGCUAACACCGAGCGCUACGCCGAUAUCGUUGAGGGAGUGAACGAUACCGCCGAGAACUUGAUCAAGUCCAUUAAGGCUUCUCAUGAUGAGAUUUCUCCUUCCACUAUUUUUGCUGUGGCUUCCAUCCUUGAGGGUGUUCCUUACAUUAAUGGUUCUCCUCAGAACACUUUUGUUCCCGGCUGUCUUGAAUUGGCCGAGAAGAAUAGUUCCUUCAUUGGUGGUGAUGACUUUAAGUCUGGUCAGACUAAGCUUAAGUCUGUUUUGGCUCAGUUCCUUGUUGAUGCCGGUAUCAAGCCUUUGUCUAUUGCCUCUUACAACCACUUGGGUAACAAUGAUGGCUACAACUUGUCUUCUCCUAAGCAGUUCCGCUCUAAGGAGAUUUCUAAGGCUUCUGUUGUCGAUGACAUGAUUGAAUCUAACCAGAUUCUCUACAACGACAAGAAUGGCAAGACUGUUGACCACUGCAUUGUCAUCAAGUAUGUUCCCGCCGUUGGUGACUCCAAGGUUGCCAUGGAUGAGUACUACUCUGAGCUUAUGCUUGGUGGUCACAACACCAUUUCUAUCCACAAUGUGUGUGAGGACUCUCUUUUGGCCUCUCCUUUGAUCAUCGACUUGGUUGUCAUGACUGAGUUCUUUUCUCGUAUUACUUACCGCAAGAAGGACUCUGAUGAGGAAUACCAGAAGUUCCACUCUGUUCUUUCCUUCCUUUCUUACUGGCUCAAGGCCCCUCUUACCCGUCCUGGUUUCGAUGCUGUCAAUGGUCUUAACAAGCAGCGUGCUGCUGUUGAGAACCUUCUUCGUGCCCUUGUCGGUCUUGGCCCCCAGAAUGAUCUCAAGUUUGAGGAGCGUCUUUGGUGA